AAUAAGUAACAUGUAAUAACAAGUCAUAUAACUAAAUUUUCAAAUAGAAUAAACAAAACAAAUUUUUAUGUCUAUUUUUAAUAGAGUAUUAUUUAGUAAGUAGUUCUUAAAUAUUCCCAAACACUCGUAAAUAGUUCACAAAUACUCGUAAAUAAUAAGUAAUAGAGUAAGACAAGUAACUUGCAAGUAAUUUAUUUUUGAUCAAGUACUUGAAAUAGCAAGUACUCGUUUUUAACAAGGCAAGUACAAAUCAAAAAUUUCAUUACUCGUAUAAGGCAAGUCAAGUCGCAAGUAUACGUAAAAUAGCAAGUAACCGCCUUGUGCCGUCCUACAUUCGGAGCCUAAAGCUCGAAAAUUGCAUGAUAAUUUAUUAUGGAGUAAAUAGUAUUCUAGUUUCUUUAUUCUAUUCCAAAUUUAAAGUUACUGUAAGUAAGUGAAAUGCUACAACUGACAACACGUUUUCGAUGUGAGAUACCUAACAAAACGGGUGUUAACAUUUAAAAUUUUAAUGAUAUCAUAAGAAAAAUGCGCUCUAAAUAAUAAUUUAUAUUAUUAUUUGCAAAGUAAAUUUUUAGAAUUGAGUUCUCGCUUUAAAAGUUAGAGAUAUCAUUUAUAUUCUUAAUGAAUAAAAGAUAUAACUAAAUUAAAAAAUAAAAACGAAAUUUUAAUUUAUUUGAUUAGGUAAUUGAUUAAAAUUAAUAAUAGUAAGAAUUAUCCAAAAUCUGAAAAUAUAAUUUUAAAAAUAAAUAAAUUCAGUAUAUAUUGUAUUGUUAUCUGAAAAAGUCUUUUAGUAAAAAGUUAAAAACAUGAAUUAUAUAACUAAAUAUUAAUCAAAUAAAAUUCUUAAUUAUAAUUAAAAUAGAAUAUUGAAUUAUCCAAAAUCUAAAAAUAUAAUUAAAAAAGAGAUAAUUUAUAUAUAUAUAUAUAUAUUGUAUUGUUAUCUGAAAAAGUAUUUUAUUAAAAAGUUAAAACAUAAAUUAUAUAAUUAAAUAUUAAUCAAAUAAAAAAUUAAUUAUAUAAUUAAUUAUAUAAUUAAAAAUAUAAUAUAAAGUUAUUUUAAUAUUUAUUUUAGUAUAAUGAAUAUAGUAUACAAAUAACUUUUCAAAAAUUAUGAAAAUGUUUAAGUCUGCAUCACAGACAAAACACCUACUAGUAUAGUAUUAUUACUACGUACUGUAAAAUAAUAAACAUUGAAAAUCCAAAAUUUACAUUAUAAAAAGAAAUCCUCCAAGAAAAAGUCAAGACACAUAGAUGAGAAGAUUAAAAAAGUAUAAAUCAGUGGUCAUGGUGUGUUGAGUUAGUGCGUCCCCUCACAGUUUCAAUCUUCAUCCCAAACACGCAUUUUAGACUUUUCAAUUCCAAGAUUGCGAGAAUGAUUAAUCCUUCAGAAGGAACGCGAGAUGUCUCUAGUGGUGGAUGUAAAUCACUUAGUCUCAACCAUCUCCUCAUUGCUUCUCUUGGUGGCCUUGCCGCGGCCGCUGCUGCUUUUGCCGGAGAAUCUUUCCUUCGCCGAAGGAGAACUCAUCAAGGUGUUUGUAUGGGGAAUAAAGAUCAGAAAAUAGCCCCUUUGAUCGGGAGGAAAGAUUCAAGUCGACGAUCAAAUCUCGAGAGAUUCUCUUACUAUGUUGCAAGGCAGCUAGGAAUUGAGGAUCCAGAUGAAUGCCCACAACUAUGCAAACUGGCAAAUGCAUAUUUAAUGAAAACAAAAGGAUAUAAUGAGAAUGUGUAUGAGUAUUUGGUCAAUGAAGCUGAUACUGAUUCUCUCUACAUUCAUCUACUUGAAGAAUUUGAAAGAUGCAUUCUCACGUAUUUUUCUUUCAACUGGACUCAAUCUUCCAACCUCAUCUCCCAGAUUUUAAGCGACGAGUCGGAUCAGAAAGUACCCAAACUCAAGGAUUUCGUGAUGGCAGCAACAAGAAAACAGAGGUUCGAGAGAGUAACAAAAGAACUAAAGGUGAAAAGGGUAUUUUCAACAUUAGUAGAAGAGAUGAAAGCCAUCAACAUCAGCAGUAGCGGUGGAAGCGGUGAGCCACACUGUACGGAAGUAAUGUCUCCGGUGGCUCACAACAAACGUAGCCCCGUUCUACUCCUCAUGGGUGGCGGAAUGGGCGCCGGAAAGAGCACCGUCCUCAAAGAUAUCCUCCAAGAGCCGUUUUGGUCGGAGGCAGGGGGCGACGCAGUGGUGAUAGAAGCGGAUGCGUUUAAGGAGACGGAUGUUAUUUAUAGAGCUCUUAGUUCUAGAGGUCACCACGACGACAUGCUUCAAACUGCUGAAUUGGUUCACCAAUCAUCUACAGAUGCUGCAUCGUCCUUACUAGUAACAGCAUUAAACGAAGGACGUGAUGUGAUAAUGGAUGGAACCUUAGCAUGGGCGCCAUUCCUGGAACAAACGAUCACAAUGGCUAGGAACGUCCACAAACAUAGAUAUCGAAUGGGCGUAGGCUACAAGGUAUCUGAAGACGGUACAACAACCGAAGAAUAUUGGAGACAAGAAACAGAACAAAAUGGGAAACAACAAAACUUGAAACCUUAUAGAAUCGAGCUGGUCGGUGUGAUUUGUGAUGCUUAUCUCGCCGUAGUAAGAGGCAUACGGAGAGCUCUAAUGGUGAAGAGAGCAGUGAGAGUGAGAUCUCAGCUCCAAUCACACAAGAAUUUUGCUAAUGCAUUUCCAAAGUAUUGUAAGCUUGUUGAUGACGCCAGGCUUUACUGCACCAAUGCUGUUGCUGGUCCUCCACAGCUUAUAGCAUGGAAAUCUGGAAAUAGUAACCUUCUGGUGGAUCCAGAGGAGAUUGAAUGUCUGAAACGGGUCAGCAAUCUUAACCCGGAUGCAGAGUCCAUUAACGAGCUUUACACGGAUCCGAACGUAUUAAGCAAGCCCGGUUCAGUUUGGAAUGAUAUCGUUUUAGCCCCAUCUAGGCCCAAGCUUCAGAAGCAACUUACCGAUGCCAUCAGGAAAAUUGAAAAGGCUCAAGCGACUAAGUGAAUGAUAUUGUUAACUAGCCUUAAAAAUGGUUGUCUCUUGCUAAUCUCGAGCUCUUUUCGUUGGUACUUUUGUCUUAUUUUGUUUUUCUAGUCCAAAUGCCAAUAAAAUUAAUAAAUGGAUUUUUGCAGAA
This is a messenger RNA of Brassica napus (rape), 3113 nucleotides long. RefSeq names its product calmodulin calcium-dependent NAD kinase. Gene Ontology annotation, molecular function: ATP binding; kinase activity. The record is from RefSeq and is a predicted model, not a curated record. The coding region runs from base 1373 to 2983 and encodes 536 amino acids. NCBI's taxonomy places the organism in Eukaryota, Viridiplantae, Streptophyta, Magnoliopsida, Brassicales, Brassicaceae. The transcript has 9 exons.